Molecule: messenger RNA, 312 nt
Organism: Toxoplasma gondii ME49
Lineage: Eukaryota; Apicomplexa; Conoidasida; Eucoccidiorida; Sarcocystidae
Exons: 2
Coding region: 1-312 (103 amino acids)
Source: RefSeq, a predicted model, not a curated record
AUGCUUCUGUCUAAGUAUGUGUGUGUUGUCAAGGUUUGGAGACAACAAAGGAUCUUGGAGCACUACAAGCGGUUCAUCUUUAUUGCCUCUGAACAAAGACGCCAAACAACCUUUACACCGAUGGGGGGCGUCAUUUUCACUAGGGCGAUUAUCGGCACACGAAAGGGCAAUGCCCCACUUAGUUGUCUCACGAAACGAGACAUCGACUCGUGGUCAACAAGCACCAGUUCUAACAGCGACUUGCCCAUCGAGACAAAGUCGGUAAGACCGCUUGUCUGCCACCCAGAUGUCGCUUUGAGGCUGUCUCCAUAA